GGGCCCUCAGGUCAAAGUAAACAAACGCGAGCCCUUCUGUCCAAUCACUAUCACGCCCUAGGAUUUUUGCAAGGUUGCGCCUACCACCGUCACGAAUUGCCCUGCACAACACGGCUGUUGAUCCUUUUCUACCCAGCCCGAGUCCUUGCUUUGACAGUCAAGAGCGAUACAGCGAUACAUGCUCAUUCCAUUUCGACCCUUUCGACAAAAGAUCAUGCGCUUCAUUUCUUGAAGUCCUGACUCUGACCCCUCCACGUCAUUCCCAAUUCGAGCCGACAAGGUCGCGCCUGCUCCCGCUUCGCGCGUCGCCAUCCACCAUCCCUUGCCCCAAGUGGCAAGCUGCGACACUCCCGUCACCAUAAACCCUCACCUCACCAUAAAUAUUCCAUACUGCCUUGCCUAAGCUGCGGGCGCCGAAUCGCAAAAAUGGCUGCGACGAUGGCUCCGAAUGAGCGGUAUUUUGUAUACGAGAAUCGGCUAGCCACUUUCCAAGCUCCCCAGCCUGUCGGAAAGCGGAGGGACUCGCACGCAGGCUCACGGGCUCCCAAGUCGCUGCACUGGCCGCACAAGUCGCUCUCGCCAGCUUCGCUCGCAAGCGCAGGUUUCUUCUUCGACCCUUUCCCCGAGAGCCUUGACAAUGCGGUCUGCUUUCUGUGCAACAAGGGCCUCGACGGCUGGGAGGAAGACGAUAACCCGUUAGAGGAGCACUUGAAGCAUUCGCCGAAUUGUGCCUGGGCCAUAAUGGCUGCCAUCGAGGCCGAGCUGGGCGACUACGGGACAGUGCAUCCCCUCGAGCCUGCCAUGGUCGAGGCGCGGAAGGCCACAUUUGGAGGCCAGUGGCCCUACGAAAGCAAGAAGGGUUUCAAGUGCAAGACCAAGCAGCUUGCCGAGGCUGGCUGGAAAUACACCCCGACGCUUGAAUCGGAUGACAUGGCAACCUGUGCCUACUGCCAACUCGCACUUGACGGCUGGGAAUCCGGCGACAAGCCAAUUGACGAACACUACAAGCGCUCUUCCGACUGCCCGUUCUUUGCCCUAAUCAGCCAGUACCCCGCCCCCAAGAAGGCAGGACGAGCCAGAGCUGCUACAGUCUCUAAAGCGGUCCGGCUCUCGAAUCAAUCCGUCGCGACUGUCGCCACUGGUAUUUCCGAUCAGGCAUCAGCCGCUGAUGUCACUGCCGACCACGACGACAGUGUGUUGACCACAGCGUCCACCAUGACACAGGGCGGCAAGAAGGCGCUAAAGGCGAGGAAGGCCGCUACCGCCAAAGGGCGUAAGACAAAGGCCAAGAAGGAUGAAGCCGUUGAGAUUCUGGAAGACGAGCCAAGAGAAACUCGAGAAACCCCACAGAAGCCAACAAGAGGACGCAAGCGCGCCAGUGACGCGAUGGAGGACUCGGUCGUCACCAACUCGGAGGCGCCUGCUGCAAAGAAGCGUGCCACACGUGUUCGCAAAAGCAAUGCUGUGGACAACACUAAUACGACCAUGGCGGCGCAAGAUGUUGAGAUGACGGAUGCGGCGCCUGCACAACCGCUGGCCCGCCAAAAGAAAGGACGCGCCUCCACCGCGAAGACAACGCGUAAUGCCUCGCAGUCAUCACUCAGGUCCCAGGCUUCGACGGCAUCCUUACGCAGCCACAAUGAUGACGACGAGAUUGACCGCCAGCUCCAGGCCGACCUUGAGAGAGCUUUUACCGACGAUGAGGAUCUUGCGGCCGAUUCUGAGGCCGAGAGAAAGAAGGCACCAGCACCCGCCAGAGGACGGCCUAAAAAGGCGGCGGCAACUCGUAAAGCAAGUGCCCAGACGACACAAAAGGCACAGCAGAGCAAGGCAUAUGCCAUGUUCGACCCAACACCAGUUGUGCCAGACGAGGCGCAGGUGGAAGCUGAGCUCAAGACGUUGGAGGCCGCUGCAGAGAGCGAGACAGCCGCGCCAGAGGCUGAGACGCUCGCAGUUCCCAAGAAGGGCCGUAAGGCAGGUACCCGGAAAGCAUCAAAACAGACGAAAAAGGCGAAAGAGCCUUUGCCGCCACCGGCUCUGGCGGAUGAGCAGAUAGAGGACGCUGCCACAGCUCCUCCGACCGUUGAGGAUGCAGCUCCGGAAGUCGGCCGACAUCUCGAGGAAGAUGCAGAACUCCUCGAUAACCCAGAUCUCAGCACUGGCACCGUGGUCACCAAGUCUGCCGGUCGCCCGAGUCUCGAGAAACGCGGGAGAGGACUUCCGCCCAAAACAUCCACAGCCUCGCAACCCGCCGUAGAGGCGCCAGAGCCACAAAUAUUGUCUGGCAUUCCUGUCCAGAUUGAGGUGCGUAUAGAGUCAUCUUAUACUCGCGAAUCACUACGCGCCCGCGAGUCGUUCUUGCCAGUCAAGGUAACACCAGCAAAGAUUGCUCGGAAACCUGUUGCUGCUCCAGCCCCAGUAGCUGCUACACCGGUCACAGCGCCUAUUCCGGCUACGGCACCUACUCCAGUCCCUCCUACACCGGCGAGGACCGAGAAGGCUCUCCCACCACCCCCGCCGCAGUCGGAAAGCCGGCUGCCCCGGCCGCCCACUACCCCUCGCUCACACGCCACCCCAUCCGCAUCAGCAAGGCAAGCUGCGAUCUCUCCUUCUCAAUCACCGCAAUCCUCGGAUGCAGAAAACCAUCCACCUUCCUCGAAGCCAGCCGCCAGCGCCAUGGCUACGCGCGUUGUACUGGCGCCGGUUGCAGCGACCCCUAUGCGCGGCUCCCCGUCCAGACGUAACAUCGUUGCUGGCCUCCAAAGCACAGCGCCAUGGUCUGCUGUCGACCUGGAGCUGGUUUUCUCCCCCACCAAGAUGUCUGAGAAGGAGAAUGGCGUCGAUAGGCUGCUACGCAAGGGCGGCGAGCUGACGAGUCCGGAGAAGCGGAUGACAGUUGAAGAGUGGAUAUAUCACAACGCCGGGCAGGCAGAGCAGAAGCUGAAGCACGAGUGCGAAGCCAUGGUCACGAUGUUUGAGAGGGAGGGAACCAGAGCCAUGCACACUCUGGAGGGCUUGGUCGUUGAGUGACAAAUGCUCCCGGAGGGCUUAGUCGUUGUGUUACAAAUCGCGAGGCUAUGAUUAGGAUGAGGGUUCAUUAGAAGGAAAUGUUUUUAAGGAGUGGCAUUUGGCGUUUGAUUAUCUAGGCAUUAGGUCUAGACGGUGGGCAUCGGCGUCUUGGUUCAUGUCUUCAUUGGGUGUUAAGUUUAUCUCUGGGCUGUUUCGAUUUACUAUUAGGCGUACGGGCCGUCCUCAUAAGCAAUCAACUUUGGCAGGGUAAUCGAUAUACUUGGCAUCAGUUGGCACUCAUUGCUAAAGGGAUGCCCAAAGACUUCUACAGCGGGAUCCGCGGAGUCGUUAAGGUCGGUCAAUUGUACCAGCAUGUGAGAUACCCGUAGGCAGUCACUUGCGGGGGGUCAGACGGUCAGCACAAGUACCUCCUGUCUGUCUGUUUAUU
Molecule: messenger RNA, 3457 nt
Organism: Lasiosphaeria miniovina
Lineage: Eukaryota; Fungi; Ascomycota; Sordariomycetes; Sordariales; Lasiosphaeriaceae
Exons: 4
Coding region: 427-3030 (867 amino acids)
Source: RefSeq, a predicted model, not a curated record